Molecule: messenger RNA, 318 nt
Organism: Dictyostelium discoideum AX4
Lineage: Eukaryota; Evosea; Eumycetozoa; Dictyosteliales; Dictyosteliaceae
Exons: 1
Coding region: 1-318 (105 amino acids)
Source: RefSeq, a predicted model, not a curated record
AUGGCAAAAGGAUUAACAAAGAAACCAACCAAAAAAAAUAAAUCAUUACCAGCAACUACAUCUCACGAAACACCAAAACCUUCAGUUGGAUUUUUUAGUAGAUUAAGCGCCAACAAAACAUUAGGAAAUAUUAUUGUUAGUUCAGCAAAUUUGGUUUGUUUCACAACUAGAAAAAUUUUAAAUAUGACAUGGGUUACAGUUACAUUUGCAGCACUUUUCCUUACUCCAGCUUAUAAAUGUUUAUCAGCUGAUUUAGAAGAAACUGAAAAAGGUACCGAUAAUCCAGAUGAUGCUUUACCAGAAGGAAUGUUGGAUUAA